Messenger RNA from Myxocyprinus asiaticus (Chinese sucker), 4692 nucleotides. Its product is annotated as disabled homolog 1-like. The record is from RefSeq and is a predicted model, not a curated record. Gene Ontology annotation, biological process: ventral spinal cord development; lateral motor column neuron migration. The transcript has 15 exons. Bases 291 to 1982 code for a protein of 563 amino acids. NCBI's taxonomy places the organism in Eukaryota, Metazoa, Chordata, Actinopteri, Cypriniformes, Catostomidae.
UCCAGGUCUGUGGCUGUCUGUCCCCGGCAUGGGAAAGUGGAUUACGGCUCUUCUACAGACGUGAGGACCGCGGUAGAGACUGGAUACGGAGUGAUUGCGCGUGGAUAUUUUCUCUUUAUAAUGAGAAGUAUGGGACCUGAACGCACCGGUUUAAAGCCCUUACUGGGAGUGAAUAAGAUGCCGUGUCGAGGCUAGAGGCAGUGGUGGACUGUUCCAGACUCAGUGGAAAGCCCCUCUAGAUGAGCCAGUCACAGCCACCCAGCUGCAUGGUAAAGGAAUAAGGAUUUAAUAUGUCAACAGAGACCGAGCUCCAGCCUGCUGCCAGACCCAGCGUCAGAAAGGAUUCCAAGAAGAGAGGGCAGGAUCGCAGUGAGGCAGUUCUGAUAAAGCGCUUUAAGGGGGAUGGUGUUCGCUACAAGGCCAAGCUCAUCGGGAUAGAUGAGGUCACUGCUGCAAGAGGAGACAAGCUGUGUCAGGACUCAAUGAUUAAACUCAAGGGAAUCGCAGCCUCUGCGCGGUCUAAAGGAGAACACAAACAGAAAGUUUUUCUCACCGUGUCCUUUGGAGGGAUCAAGAUCUUCGAUGAGAAGUCGGGGGUUCUUCAGCACCAUCAUGCAGUCCAUGAGAUUUCCUACAUCGCCAAGGAUAUCACGGACCACCGAGCCUUUGGUUAUGUGUGUGGAAAAGAGGGAAACCACCGAUUUGUGGCCAUCAAAACUGCUCAGUCUGCUGAGCCAGUGAUCCUUGACCUUCGUGACCUUUUCCAGUUGAUUUAUGAGAUUAAGCAGAGGGAGGAGAUUGAGAAGAAAGCUCAGAAGGACAAGCAAUGUGAACAAGCUGUUUAUCAGACUAUUUUGGAGGAAGACGUGGAGGAUCCUGUGUAUCAGUACAUUGUAUUUGAGGCGGGACACGAGCCCAUCCGUGACCAAUCAGAGGAGAGCAUAUAUCAGGUCCCUACCAGCCAACAAAAGGAGGGAGUUUAUGACGUCCCAAAGCGACAUCCAAAUAUCAACCAGUUAGAGCUUUUUGGAGACAUGUCCACCCCUCCUGAUAUCACCUCCCCAUCUACCCCAGCAUCUCCGGCUAGCACACUGGACCCUACAAUGGCCCACCAGCCUGAACUGUUCACCCCCUUCAACCCUGCCUCUGUGCCCUCAGGUUAUGUGACGAUGGGAGCUGUGACGCCAUCGUGGGCACGGCAACAGUUUGCCACUCAGGCUCCAUUAGCGUUUGGCGUCCAGUCCCCAGUGCAAGUUGCCCAGGUCUUACCGGGUGCUCAGCCUUUGAUCUGGGGCCAAGCCAACCUUUUCCCUACCACUCAGCAACAGUGGGCAGCAAUGGCAGGGGCCCACUUUUCGCCUGCAGCUUUCAUGCCUGCCCAGACAGUUGGACCGCUCCCUGCUGCCAUGUUUCAGACACUGGCCCCGAUGGCAGUGCCCACGUCUUGCGAGAUGCCCACAGCGGCUAUGGGUGGAGCCGUACCGGGAACCUCCGCAUCCAUGGCCUCCAGUCCGCAGCACGGAGAGCGCACACUGCAGAGACAGGCAAAAACGAGCAAGGAGAUGUUUAAGGACUUCCAUAUGGCAAAGCCGCCAGCUAUGCCUGCAAGGAAGAGUGAGCAGCCUAGCCUAUCCUGCACCACAGAUGCUUUCUCCACCUACUUCAGCAAAGUGGGAAUGGCGCAAGACACAGACGAUUGCGAUGACUUUGACAUCUCGCAGAUGAACCUUACACCGGUCACCUCAACCUCACCCUCCACCAACUCACCACCCACCCCAGCCCCUCGGCAGAGUUCUCCAUCAAAGUCCUCAUCCCACGCCAGUGACCCGCCCACCGAUGACUCUUUCGGUGAGGCAGAGGGCAGCCCUAGCCGGAGUGGAGAGGAGGACGCUGCUGGAGAUUCCCAGCAGUCUCUGGGUGCGAGCGAGUCUCGAGCAGAGCCCGAGAGCUCAGAGACGGACAGUCCUCAGGUCGGUAGCUAGAUAGCGGCAGGUUGGGGGGAAGGAUCCUCUUUAUGCCCAGAUCAACAAAGGGAAGAAGUGAAGGAUUAUGGGAACUUUGCACAGACGUGAUCAUCGCUGUGGGAGCAGGAGACCAAGACACUGGAUUCUGAGUUCGAUUCCCUGCCCUGUGUGUGUGUGUGUGUGUGUGUGUGUGUGUGUGUGUGCGCGUGCAAGUGCAUCUAUCUGUAUGUGUGUGAGAGCAAGUGAACCCAUCUACUUGUGUAUGAGUGUGUUAAUUUGUGUUUGUGUGCUGUGACCAGUCACUCCAGCCCCAAUGGUCCUCUUCUCCUAGAAUCAGCCCAAUGCAGCGAGGUCCAACAUAGCCUUCACAUAGCCCUGUCCCCCUCCCCAGACCAACACAACUUCCUCUUUUUCUCCCUGCCAGGAAUGUGACAGACAAACUCUUUGUCUUUCUCUCUUGUUCUUUUUCACCGUGUUUCCUGCACAUGGACUGACAGCGGGGCAUCAGCCAACGUAAUAACACUCCUCAUAGCCUUAUGAGCGCAGCUCUGCAGCCUCUCUCUCUCUUCCAAUCACUGUCUUCAUCCUGCUUCCUGUCUCUGCUAAUUUAGAGACCACGUGAUAUGGGAAACUCUUCCCCCCUCCCCAUUCCUCCAUGCAGAUCAGACCACAGUAAUCGAUCACGAGGUAGUCCAAGUGGAUCCGUCUGUGAAUUAUGUGAUUCAUCCAGUUGGGCUUGUUUGGUAUUCCUCUCCCAUAUAUUUGAGAUUCUGCUGCUAGAAAGCUAUGCAGAGAUAAAAACACAAACUGUAACUUUCUGUGGACCCUUCAGACAGAGAACUGACACAAGGAGCAACUUUUGCCAAAUCUCUUUCACCGGAAAGACUUCGGAGCAGCUUAAUUAGAUUUGGGCAGGGGGCUUGGAAGGUACGAACAUUGCAAAAACAAACUGGAAUCUGUAAUUGAACUGUUCCUUCUCUAUAGCUUUUGUACACUACUAAUGAAAAAAAAAAAACAUGACAUUGAAAUGGAAUUUUUAUUUUAUAAGUCAGUGGAGCCCUUGAAGUCAACUUUAGAUGUGCUUUAGGGGUAAACAUGGCUUGAAAAUAUGAUCGUUGGUUUGCCAAACUCAUUUUGUAAAUAAUAAUAAUUAUUAUUAUUAAUAAUAAUGAUGACAAUGACGAUGAUGACUACAAAUAAUAACAAUGAAUAAUGAAUAAUGGUUCCGAUUUUAACAGUGUUCAUUCCAUCCUACAGACUUCCGUGCCAUAAAAUAGGCUGGCCUUAGUGGUGCAAACUCCUCAUGAAACCCAAGCAAUAUUAACAUUUGUGUCCCAAACUCCUAAACGGUUUGCGUUGCCGUCUCACAGUCACAAGCAUGUUGUCAGUCUCUUGACUGCAGCAGGAUAUGGAGACUGGAGUCUUUUUAAAGUGGCCCGAGACAAACAUGUGAGACUGUUAUUAUGUUUUAAAUGAUUAAAAUGGCCCAGCGUUAAGUAGAUGGUGUCAUAUCUAUGUGCCAUCUGGUUCUAAGUCUGUCCUGAUCUCUUCUGGUUUAUCAAGAGAAAGCUGGUAACUGUGAUGAAGCAAGACUGGGGUUUCUCAGUGUUCAUGCUAAUGCAGCUAUAAUAAAAAUACGCACACAAAUACAAAUUCAUACACUUCAACAGACACAAAUUCACUCAUAGAGACAUUAAAGUCAACAUGAGAUUAAAAUGAACCCUAUAUACUUUCUUGUUACAUGUUUCUGGUCAUAUUGUGCAUGAUUCAUCAGUGCACAUUAUUCCAAAUAAUUUUUUUCUUUUUUUUUUUUUUUCGUUAUCUUUUGUUUUAAUCUGAUCAAUUUUCUCAGCCUCUGAAACAACUUUCCUUUUUUAGGUCACGUCACUUUGGUUAAUAUUCAAAUUGGUUAAUGUUAAUCAAUAGUUUGAUAACCAUUCGGACAUUUAUUUAGGCUACUGUUGUAAGUAAUGCAGCCUUUCUAAAAUGUAGCCAAUAGUUAAUGCAGUAAUUUAAUACUGGUUAACGUUAAUGUAAUAAAGGGUAUGUCACUAAUAUCAAAUAACGAUGGGUUUGAAAAUGAAGCAUUACCAUUGGGAUAUGUUGAGAUGCCAUGAACAACUGCAAAUUUCAAGACUCCAUUAUGGUAUAAAACACUCACAUUUCAGGAUCCAACCAAUUUCCUUUGGAUAAGAUCAAGUUCCACCCUACAUUCUUUAUUUGUUGAAUAUUCUGUUUCACUCAGAUAUACGUCACAUUACAGACGUAAAAUGGGUUAUGAUUGACAUUUCAUGUUGAAUUUAAGGCCUUCUGAUUCCAAAUUAAAACACAAUUGAAUACCAGAAUAUCUGUCUGUAAUCCAACCUUCAAUUAGAGAUUAUCACCAUCAUUAAUGACACCUAUUUUCAUUGCAUCUGUAGACAUUAGAGCAUUUCAUAACUGUGAUGACUUCCUCCUAUUUUAUGGCCAGAGUCCUAUUUUAAUUUGACCUUAAAGAUAUUUAUCUGGAUUUGGGGGAAUAAGGAAAAUCAAGGUGAAUGGGAAUCCUUACCAUUUGAGUUCAUUUUUAUUUUGCCUUUACCUCAGCUAUUGAUUUGGUAAUUUAAAAGGACACAUUAUUUUUAUCUUGAUGAUAACAUCAUUCUACAGUGGAUUUAGAGGUUUUUUUUUCUCUUGAUUUAUGUAACCCACCAUGUAAUACUGUUACCAAUAAACACAUCCCAAAAUG